Messenger RNA from Lates calcarifer (barramundi perch), 875 nucleotides. It is a transcript of the gene czib, whose product is annotated as CXXC motif containing zinc binding protein. The transcript is spliced from 8 exons. Gene Ontology annotation, molecular function: zinc ion binding. The record is from RefSeq and is a predicted model, not a curated record. The coding region runs from base 157 to 639 and encodes 160 amino acids. NCBI's taxonomy places the organism in Eukaryota, Metazoa, Chordata, Actinopteri, Centropomidae.
AAAUAAAACGAAACAAUAGGUUACUAUUACACUGACUACUUUAUUAUGUCGCGAACGCUACCAAAAAAGCAAAACUAUCCCUUUUGAUGCCGAGGCCAGAAUAUACGAGGCGUACCUGAACGCAGCAGGAAAAGUUGUCAGUGGGAAGGCUUCAAGAUGGUGAAAUUUGGGCUUCAGUUUAAAGCCACUCUGGAGAACGUCACCAACGUGAGACCGUUGGGCGAGGACUUCCGCUGGUUCCUGAAGCUGAAGUGUGGGAACUGUGGUGAGAUCCCAGAUAAAUGGCAGUAUGUUACCCUGAUGGAGAGUGUGCCACUAAAAGGAGGUAGAGGCAGUGCCAGCAUGGUGCAAAAGUGUAAACUUUGUGCCAGAGAAAAUUCAAUCGAUAUCUUGGGAGACACAAUCACGCCUUAUAAUGGCGAGGACAGUGAAAGGUUCAAAACUAUGGUGCAGUUUGAGUGUCGAGGUCUGGAGCCUGUUGACUUCCAACCACAAGCUGGCUUUGCUGCAGAGGGAGCAGAGUCGGGGACACCGUUUCCUGAAAUAAACCUACAAGAAAAAGACUGGACAGACUAUGAUGAGAAAGUCAGCGAGUCAGUGGGAAUAUAUGAGGUCACACACCAGUUCAUCAAGUGCUGAUGUCACCAUGUGAUGAGCCUCAGAGAUGGGCGAAUGAACACUACGGCCAAACAUCUUCAGGCUUGUUUCAUGGCAACAAGGAUGCUUCAGAUGCUGAGGUGGCUUGGUUCGGUUGAUGGUGAACAUUAAGAGGUGUGGAUUAACAGCACAGGUUGUCCAUAAACACGUCUUGGAUUGAUCAGCGUGCUCGACAGACUUUUUUUCACUGCCUCAAUAAAAUUGAAGGGUGAAAAUUU